AUGAGAGAUGCCGGCGUCAUUGAAGACAUUUCAAACAAGUCCUUUUCGACUACAUCAGUGAAAACACCACAGAACUUGUUUGGUUUGCGUGUGUUGUCGGGUGUGGAUGCGGCAGAGUCACAAAUGGACUUGCAGCAAGAGAACCCGCGGGAAAUUGGAAAUAAUACAAUGAGAGAACUGCACGGCUACAACAACAAUGGCAAUAAGAGUGAGCCAUCAGUAUAUACUGUACAGCAGCAUCCGCAUCAACAUAGGCAAUCGCGUUUGACACUGCGUGCCAAUUUGGCCAAUCAUAACAGUAAUCAGCAGCAAAAUUUUUGGAAACCAACUCGGCUGCAACUGCAACAGCAAUAUUUGAUGGACAAUCGACGGAUAUUCGAUUCCUCACCAACCAUACGCAAUUCUGAAUCCGCGCUGAGAAGGUCAAACGAGGCGAAAAAUCUGGAAAGUAAAAGACGUGUCGUCAAAAUGCUUUUCGUUUUGGUGCUGGAGUUCUUCAUAUGCUGGACGCCACUGUACGUGAUCAACACCAUUGUUAUGUUUAUUGGCCCAGCUAUUUACGAGUACAUCGACUACACAUCCAUCUGCUUUUUUCAAUUGCUCGCGUACUCCUCAAGCUGCUGCAACCCCAUAACAUAUUGCUUCAUGAAUGCUAGCUUUCGGCGGGCAUUUCUCGACACAUUCAAAGGGCUACGUAUGAGCAACGGGAGUAGCCGAAGGGUUGGGGAGGCAGGCUUCAGCGGUUGGGUCAAACGACGAAGGCGGACGACCGGUGGUAGCGACAGUGUCAGUUGCACGCAGUUGCCAGCUCUCGGCACAAACAACUCGAUUUCACUGACCAAUAAUACAAUUAUUGUCCCGAACAUCAACACAGCAAUGCACAACUCGCAAACACCACAAAGUAAUUGA
Bactrocera latifrons is the source of this 909-nucleotide messenger RNA. Its product is annotated as adenosine receptor A2a-like. NCBI's taxonomy places the organism in Eukaryota, Metazoa, Arthropoda, Insecta, Diptera, Tephritidae. Gene Ontology annotation, molecular function: neuropeptide receptor activity. Gene Ontology annotation, biological process: neuropeptide signaling pathway. Bases 1 to 909 code for a protein of 302 amino acids. The transcript is spliced from 3 exons. The record is from RefSeq and is a predicted model, not a curated record. Gene Ontology annotation, cellular component: membrane.